UAGGAGUAACAUUUUUUGCUCUCCACACAGAUCUCAGUUCUCCUGUAGGGAUUCACUUCAGGAAAGGGUAAUUGUGUUUCAUUGUGCCUGUGCGAUUGUACGCAGAAGAUUCCCCCAUCCGCCUAUCUCUUUGUCCUAUAGCCAUCCUGAACUGUUAACUCCGACUUUCAAUCCCUCCACGCGCGCGGGGCGCCCGAUCUCCUUCACCUAGCUAUCUAAGGGUUCAAAAUUUGCGGUCAUGUCUGAUGAACAGAAGGGUGCUGCAGCACCUGUCUCCGCCAAUGUCGAUGCUGAGAAGGAUGUGCAGAAUGUUUUGGCUGAGCUGAAGGCCGAAGAAGCUGUGAAGUCUUCUGAACAGGAACCGGCUGAGACAAAGGACGAGAAGCCUGCGGAGCAGCCCGUGGAGGAUCCCGAGGAAGCUCGAAUUGUCGCCGAGGCUGCCAAACUUGGGAAGGAAUCGGAGAAGACAGAGACAAAGUCAGCUUCUGAGACGCAACGCGAUUCCCGCGGUGGGCGUUCCAACCGUCAAAACAACAGCAAAUUUGAUCCUUCGACUCUAAAGGAGACAGAUGACCCGGUGGAAAUCCGCAAGCAGGUCGAGUUCUACUUCUCGGAUUCCAACCUCCCCAUGGACAAGUUCCUUCUGUCCAAGGUGGGAGGUAGUGCUAAUAAGCCCGUUCCCCUCUCCCUCCUCCACUCCUUCAAGCGCAUGCGCCGCUUCCAGCCAUUCAGCGCGAUUGUGGAGGCUCUCAAGUCCUCCGAUAUCUUGGAACUCACCGACAAUGACACUGCUGUGCGCCGGAAGGUCCCACUUCCGGAAUCGGUGAGCGACGCGCAUGAUCCGACCGUGGUCAAGGUCUUCGAAGACAAGGCCAUGAGCCGCAGCAUCUACGCAAAAGGCUUUGGACCCGAGGAGCCAAGCACCCAGUUCGACAUCGAGGCUUUCUUCGCUCCUUAUGGUCCCACAAAUGCCAUUCGCCUUCGCCGUGCCGCCGACAAGGUCUUCAAGGGCAGUGUCUUCGUCGAAUUUGAUUCGGAAGAAACGCAGAAGAAAUUUCUAGCCCUGGAUCCUAAGCCCAAGUGGAAGGGACAGGAUCUGUUGAUCAAGAGCAAGAAGGACUACUGCGAAGAAAAGGUCCGCGACAUCGAAGCAGGUCGCAUCAAGCCCAACCGUGGCCGCGGUGGCUACCGCGGAAGGGGUCGGGGUGGCCGCAGGGAUAACCGCGACUGGAAAGAACGUAAGUCGGAGGAUCGGAAGAGGGGCUUCGAUCGCAAGGACCGUAACGAUCGCAACGGUGUUCAUCGUGAGGACGCUCCUCGCCGUGAGGUCCAGAAGGAUUCUCGUGGCGUCCCAGUCGUCCAAAGCACUGUUGAUAAUAAAGAGACCCCCAAGGAAGCGGAUACCGUGGCGGGACAGAAGCGUGCCCGUGAAGAUGGCGAACCCAGCGCCAAUGGCGAUCAUCCUGCAAAGAAGGUUGCCGCUUAAAGAAUAAGCGGUGGAAUUCGGGUGCAUUAUUUUUUUUUUAACUUUAAGAUCAACUGGGCGG
This is a messenger RNA of Monascus purpureus, 1547 nucleotides long. NCBI's taxonomy places the organism in Eukaryota, Fungi, Ascomycota, Eurotiomycetes, Eurotiales, Aspergillaceae. The record is from the annotation of a GenBank genome assembly.